Porites evermanni is the source of this 996-nucleotide messenger RNA. NCBI's taxonomy places the organism in Eukaryota, Metazoa, Cnidaria, Anthozoa, Scleractinia, Poritidae. The record is from the annotation of a GenBank genome assembly.
AUGGUGAUAGAUUUUCCUUCCCGAGCGGAAACAAUAGCAGUGUGUUGCGCUCUUUUAUUCGAAGCUUUUUUAAUUUUAAUGGGGAAUUUGUUCAUAAUUGCUCUCUUCGCACUAGAGAAGAAGCUGCGCAAGAGAAGCUUGUUUCUGGUCAUAAACAUGGCGUUCGCUGAUGUAAUGUUGGGAGCUGUUUCACUGCCUUUGUAUGUUUACUUGCGGAUUGGUUUUCCACAACUAUGGAUCGUCACAGAAGACGUUGGGGUUGUACUGCACUACUUUUACCUUCACUUUGAUCUCAUUUUCUUGCAGGCCUCGUUAAUCUCUGCCGUCUUUAUAUCAUGUGAAAGAUUUUUCGCCGUCUAUUGGCCACUGAAGCACCUAACAACGUCAACGAGAGCAUACACUAUUGUUAUAAUUAUCAUCUGGACACUCGCUGCUACUACUACCGCAGCCUACCUCCUCACUGGAAAUUUAAUUUCCAACAAGGCAGGUUUUUAUGUUUCUACAAUAAUAUUUUCAAUCUUUAUCUUCGUCCUAUGUGGCUGUAACAUUGGUAUUUGGAGAAAGUUUCACCAGAGAGACGGCGCUUUUCUACAACACAACAGAGUCUCACAAAACCAACGCCUAACAAAAACCUUACUUUUUGUAUCUGCCGCCGCUGUAUUUUGCUGGCUUCCAUAUGUAAUUGUCGACUGCUUAACUGAGGUACUCGAAGUCCCUGUACCUAGAGAGGUUUAUUUUGCCGUAAUCAUGCUAAAUUAUUCCAACUCUUUGUUCAAUCCAAUAAUCUAUGCAUUAACAGUCCCUGAUUAUAGGCAAUCUUUGGUUACAUGUUGUCCAAGACGUCAGGCUGUAGAUGGGACGAACAUAGAAAGGGAAAAUAACUGGACUGAUGUUAGGCUAAGACACAUGCUAAGAGGUUCAACGUCACCUGCGGCAGCGGAUCCCAGUCACCCACACUUGGCGUUUGAAAAUGAGUCUUUUGAGACCAAGUUGUGA